AUGGAUCAUCAGGAAGUCAUCAAGUACCUCCAGCAGAGCCACGACCGCAUCUUUGAGAACAACAAGAAAUGGGCCGAGCAGAAGCAGAAGAGCGACCCCGAGUACUUUUCUCGUCUCGCCUCGGGCCAGACUCCAGAGUACCUAUGGAUUGGCUGCAGCGACUCGCGAAUCCCCGCCGAGCAGAUUACCGGUCUUGAGCCCGGCGAGACAUUCGUCCACCGCAACAUUGCCAACCUCGUCGUCAACACCGACCUCAAUGUCAUGAGCGUCAUCAACUACGCCGUGCGCCACCUCGGCGUCAAGCACAUUGUGGUGUGCGGCCACUACGGCUGCGGCGGCGUCAAGGCCGCCAUGACACCCAAGGACCUCGGCCUCCUCAACCCCUGGCUGCGAAACAUUCGUGAUGUUUAUCGACUUCACGAGGACGAGCUCGACGCCAUCCCGGAUGAGAACAAGAGGUACGACCGCCUCGUCGAGCUCAACGUCCUCGAGCAGUGCCGCAACAUCAUCAAGACGGCCGCCGUCCAGCAGUCCUUUGCCAAGAACGAGUUCCCCGUUGUCCACGGCUGGGUGUUCAACUUCCAUGACGGUCUCCUCAAGGACCUGAAGAUCGAUUUUGAGGAGAUGCUGCAUAAGAUCCAGAAGAUCUACAACCUCACUGAAUAG
This is a messenger RNA of Clonostachys rhizophaga, 666 nucleotides long. The record is from the annotation of a GenBank genome assembly. Lineage: Eukaryota; Fungi; Ascomycota; Sordariomycetes; Hypocreales; Bionectriaceae.